UGUGCUGCUGGCAAAAUACUAGUCUUGAAAAUUAGUUACUGAGCUAGCUAUAAUCGCAGUCAUUUCCGUCGAAUAUCCCAUAACCACUCGGCUGCGGUGUACGGAUGAGUACUGAACGAUUAUGUAAAGUUCUGACACAUUUGAAUGAAUUGAUAAUUGCUAACAAGUCCUGCCGAAGAGUUGAUCAUGCUGAAAAUUAAGAUUCCCAUUCGAACGGCGGAAGGAGACCAUACCGUCGAAGACGAGCAGGAAAAUACCGAUUGCAGCAGUCACACUAUUGAUUCGGUUCCAUAUUGUAGUGUGAGGUUCAAACAUUCAACGGGGGAGUCAUAUCGCCAGUGGCAAAUUGACAAGAAGGCUGUGUUUGAGUGGUUCGGCUUGCACCUCAGCCCAGCGAAGCGGAUAGAGUUUAUGUACGGACUACUUCAUAUGUGUCAACCACUUGAGAUUCGCUUUUUGGGAUCAUGUCUUGAGGAUCUUGCACGGAAAGAUGUCCACGUUUUCCGGGACUUUGAGAUAACAGCAAACUGUCAAACUGACUUGGCCUUCCUUAAGGACGUUAGCGAUCCUGUUGUGCGUUCCAAACUACUUGUCUACCUGUCACUUUUGCGAUCUGGAAACAGAGAAUGUGCGGACACACUGUAUCGUGCUUUGAGCCAUAUAGACCCAGCGCUGUACUUAAAUACUUAUCAUGGCGUUCCUUUAUCUCCACGUGGUGGGAACACUCAGAAUGUACCUGAUCAACAUUGCCCUCGCGAGGGUGGAAUUGAGUCUGGGAGAUCUGUGCAUCCCAGCGGGACUCCACUGGAGGCAGAGUCGGGUUCCCUGGAGCACUUGGCGCUGCUUUUCACCAUGGCCUCACUACACCCUGCUUUCCCUUUUUACCAGAGGGAUACUGUCAGACACCAGUUGGAUAAUGUGGAACUGGUCUUAGAGGAGAGAAUGGAUUGCCACAAACGCAUGAGUUUCCAGCAGAAGCAGCAUGCCCUUCGAAGGGAGGAUCUCAGCCCCAGGAGCACUGACAUGGGUCAGUCGGCCUGCUGUAUUCCCAAUCAACUCCCCAACAGGACAUCAUCCCAGAGAGAAGAAGUUCACAUUGACAAGAUUGUGCUAAAGACGAUAUCUUGGAACCGAGUAAGCAGUGAAUACAGUAUUGAGGUCCAGUGGUCUGACUCAACAUGGACCACAGUGACCAAGACUCACCAUGAGCUGGGUGACUUCCUGUCCAAGAGGUCCACUGAGCCCUUUGAGAAGGGCCUGGUGAGGUUACUGGCCCAGGAAGACCAGUAUGAGCCCAGGGACCUGGAGAGGACACUACAGGAGAUGCUUCUGUCAGCCCCAGCAGCCUUCAGGCGGAGACGAGAGGUCUGCAGGUUCCUCCUCCCCCACUGCAGCCACUGUAAGUGUCUGUGCCCCUGUCUCAGCCUUCAGGGAGAUAACACAGUACCUCCUGGAAAGACCUGUAAGGCACCUGAGCACUUUAAAGAAGACUGCACUGAGCCAUCCAGUCAGGACCAUGACAUAGGUUCUCACCACCUAAGGCAUCAGACGGCGUGCAGCAGCAAGAGGCUAGGCCAGGGCACACGGAUGACAAAGAGCAGCCAGAGUGAGAGCCAGAGGCCUGCUGUUCACGCAGAGCACAAUGGAGUGAUGCAGAGGAGGAGGAAACCAGGCAUCAUGACCUGUAGGCCAGACCCACAUCAGGUCAGUCGCACUGGCCUCUCCUUUCUCUCUCUGGCCUGGCCAUUAGAGACGCUGAACGCAGAUGAGAAAUGGGCUUUCACUCCAGAAAAAAAGAGCAGAAGAAGACUAGGUGGAAGGAGAAGUGAUGGGGCUAAAGGCUACAUACCCAGCAGCUUCAUCAGACCACAGUCAACACACAUGACCAGACAGGGUGCCAAGCCGGUCCAGAACAGGUAUGGAGACACGUGGUCCGAUAGCUCCAGUACUCCCUCCAGUCCCCAGCACGAGGCACAUGAGAGCCUGGAUAUUGAGGACCUGGACGACGAGAGAGACACUGCUGAGAGUUACUCAGACCACUCCAUCCAGGAGAAGAGGGCGAGUGAUGACAGCAGAGGGGAAGUUGUAGCUACUGUACACGCUAUAGUCCCUGUCCCCUACAGAGAAGAGACAUCCUACACUGGCAGUCCCCUGAGUGUACACCCUCUAUCAAUGACGGUCCAGAAUGGGCGAACCAUGCCAGACAGGACGGUCAUGGUCACUCCACAGCCAGGGGACGGUUCACCAGCAGAUGGGGCACUGACUGGGACCACCUCCAUGGUUCCUCAGGAGUCCAUCCCAAGCCAAGCUUCCCUGGGAGACCCUGAGAGGCAGGGGCACGUGUCUGCCCCCCUGAGCUCACCUCAGCUAGCCAAUUUAGGAUCCAGCAUUCACCUAAAGCCCCAGUGUUAUAUGACCCCUACCAGCCCAGAGAGUAGAAGCACUAACCCCCAUCACCAGCCCCCAAUGAGCGCCAUCAGUGUCAUCCCCCUGACCUUCCACGUGUGCCCCCUGAGGCCAGCAUACACCAGCACUGACCCAGCCUCCACCGCCACCCUACCCCUACCAGCCUCUCUCCCUGACCCUAGCACCAGGACCCAAGCCCUGGCUGCGCCCACCAGCCUACCCACCCCUACCUCCGUGACACCCUCCUCAGUGGCCACUGUCACCCCAGCUGCAAUCAGCCAGGUUCAGGCCACUCUGCCCCCAGCCAUCCCCACUCACACCCCCGGCCCCGUGGCCAGCCCAGCCCUGACCCUCAUCCACAGCACGGCCCAGGGAGAUGGUGCCUCCUGCAGCAGCUCUUGGGUGGCAGCAGGGCAGGCCCAGACCCAGCAGCAGGCCCUCCCUCCACAGCAACAGCAGAUGAGCUGCAAUUCCUGUGGUUGCCGUGGCAGCUGUGGUAAUAGCCACUCUACCGCCCCCAGCCCCAACUUCUCCUUCCCUCCCCAGCUGGGGCGCCAGGUCUUCAGCAAUGCCCACCUCCCUCUCUUCCACCUCCCAUCCAUGUGCAGCACUGGAUAUCCCAGCCACCGCAGCCAGGUCCAACACCAGAGCAACGCCACCACCCAGCUACCAUUCUACCCCCCUCCACCUCACACGGCCACCCCCACCUCCACGCCACCUCCACGCCACUCCCACCACAUGCUGGUCACCCAGGCUGGUUACAACCUGCAGCAGAUGGCAGCGGCUCCCUUCAACAGCCUCUACACGCCCAUGUUCUCCUCGUUGGGACUGGGACUGGGCACGGGCACGAUGAAGAGCAGUGCCAACUUCUCUUGCUAUAACUGUGGGCUAAGCGGGCAUUAUGCCCAGGACUGCAAACAGCCCUCCAUGGACGCCGGGCAGCAAGGUGACUUUCGGCUGAAGCACACGGCCGCCCACUUCUUUGAAGCAGACCAAACUGACUGACAUGAGGGGACCAAGGCAAUGCUUUGUUUCUCACUACAGUAAAGAUUCCAGAAAAUGUUUUCGUGGGUUGAGUUUUUCACCAAUUGUAUUACUUUGCAAAUAUCCGGACUUGUUUCUCAGCAGAGAAUGGAAUCCUGUAUCAUUCUCAGACUUUUCAGGGCGGUGGUAUUUUGCCCUGAAGUACAAGACAGGCUCACGUUUCCAGACUAGUCUAUUAAAGAAAGAGAACCACAUCUUUAAAUGGUGAGGUGGUAAACUUGCAUUUAUUAAGGAUUAAUGGAUUGGCUGAAGGUUGUUAUAUCCACAUUUCAAAGCAGGUCUUUUUAGUACUUUUCAAUUAGUUUCUUACUUUUUUAUAUUAUCUCAUAGGUGUUCAAAAUGCAAGAUACAGUUUCAAAGCAGCUAGUCGUUAACCAGCUAAUUUUAAUUUUAUUCAUGCGAGAACAAAAUAUGUGAAGAACCUCACGCUCUUAUUUUUGGGGGAUUGUGAUAAAGCGGAGAAAAGAUGCAUGGUUUAUAAGAUAACGUAUGUAUGACAUAAUUAGGUUUUUGACAGAAUAUGCUGAAUGUACCAUAAAUACCCUGUAUUUGAUCUGUUUUACAAGCUAAUGGUAUUCCAUUGGAGGGAAAUUUUGUACGAAAAAAUUGUUUUAUCGCCGUUUGUUACCACUUGAUAUAAUGUGAAGCGUGUAUUAAGUCAAUCCUGUCUCAUUCAUGAUGUUAAUGCUGCUGCUGUUUGGUUUGUUUCCUGGGGGCAAAAAUUCACUAAUUUGUGUAUAUGUGGGUGGGUCAUGUCCCCAAUGCUCUCAGGCAAUGAGAGGACUCUUGUGGUUGUAUCCCUUGAGCGUCUCUCCUCUAGGAAGAGAUUUAUUGAGGUCCAAAUCAACCCCCCACCCACCAAUAGGCACUUGGGACGAUCCAAAAUCACCCUAGCCACUUCGGAAAUCUGAAUGCAUUGGAUAGGUUAAAUCAAUGGUGAAAGCUUUACCUGAGCUUGCCUUCUGAUAAGCCAAGUGGAACUCUUGCCAUAUUGCCUUCACCUAAUACAAUACUUCCUGAUCUAAGGUUUGAUUUUUGGAUUGGGCUACAGAAUCAAUGGUCCCUUGUCCUACCGCCAUGCAUGUACUGUACCUGUUGAAUGUGUGGCUCCUGCCUGUUUGUGUAGGCGUGUCCAGCUCUUUGUUGCCAGAACCUAUGUGCCAUAUUCCUCCUUUCUCAUGCAGCAAGGAGGUUGUAGUAUGCAUGUAAGUGUGUAUUUGUGCACAGCAGUAAGGGGCUAACUUCACACACAUACCUUGCCUGUAUGAUUGACAACUAUACAGAAUAACUUCUGUAUUAGAAAAAAGGUAACACGGUUGUUUGUGGGUUUGAAAGCCACUUGUCUUUCACUGUUCGUUGAGGUGGAUUGUUUUGUGUUUUCCACACACAGGCAAAAACUAUGUAAACUAUUUGAAAUUACAUUCAGGUAAAAUCACUGUUUUAUAAAGUGGAACUUAUCCUCUGUUUUUCUGUAAGCAGCUUUUAAUUUUUAAUUUUUUUUAUUUUAUUUAAGUAUUUUAUAUUGGAUUUCAGAGGCCUAGUUGUUGACUUUAUUUUAAUGAAUAUCUUUAUUUUGAUAAAGAACAUUAAAGUUGAGUGGAAAAAUAGACUAUCAAGCUUGGGUUGUAUUUGUUUAACUUCUCUAUAGUUAAAGAUGCUGUGCUGUAGAUUAAGGUAGUGUUACCUCUGAUGCGAUGACUGUAUUACUAAAUGUUAACAUGUAGUCACUGAAAGGGAAGACGACAAUAGUUCCUUCCUGUGCUAAAUUAAGCUACCAGAAUUUUUUUCAGUUAAGUUGGUAGCAAUCAAACAGCUAAGUUUAUAUAUUUUUUUAUAUGGCGAGAAACCCAUACUAUAAUGAACAAAGAUAAAUGCAAUUUCAAACAUUUUAAUGAGUUACAGUUCAUAUGAGGAAAUCAGUCUAUUUAAAUAAACAAAUUUGCUCCUAAUGUAUGGAUUGUACA
This is a messenger RNA of Oncorhynchus mykiss (rainbow trout), 5414 nucleotides long. RefSeq names its product zinc finger CCHC domain-containing protein 2. The record is from RefSeq and is a predicted model, not a curated record. Gene Ontology annotation, molecular function: zinc ion binding; nucleic acid binding. NCBI's taxonomy places the organism in Eukaryota, Metazoa, Chordata, Actinopteri, Salmoniformes, Salmonidae.